CUCAUUCAAGCCUGGGACCUGUCAUUUCCUGAACUACCCAGAAAACUGGGAAGUUAUAUACAGGAAGAGGAAAAAAAAACGUCCUUGUGAUCUAGAGCAUUAAUAACAGAGUUUAUAGCCUCCUCUAGUUUUAUGCGUCUUGGUGCGAACAGGCGCGUAACAGAAGGUGUGCGCACAUGGGCAAACAUUUGUCAUUUUAACUCAGUGACCGAAAAAAAAAAAAACUGUGAAAAAGUUAAGCUAUAGAAGAAAGAAAGAAUACCGAGAUGUCUACUUCUUCUACUGCCGGGCGGGAGAACACAAAGAACUCCAGGAAGUUUUCAGGAGUGGCACGUGGAAAGAGACCACCGGAUUUGGAGCUCUCGGAAACAGCAUUCAAUGGGCAUGAAUCAGGAACAGCUGCGGGGAGCAACGACACAAUGCAAGGAGAAGGCAGCUCCCGUGUUGAAGCUCCCCCUGGUCACCUGGACCCCUACCUGUCUCAUCCCCGGAUGUCUGUGCGGAUGUCGGUGUACAGCACCGGGGUUCGCCCAGCUGUUACCCGCGCCUACAUCCAGGGACGAGUGUAUAACUUUCUGGAAAGGCCGUCUGGCUGGAAGUGCUUCAUGUAUCACUUCACAGUGUUCCUCAUAGUACUGGCCUGUCUGAUCCUCAGUGUCCUCUCUACCAUCGACCAAUUCCAAGCUCUGGCUCACACAACUCUCUUCUGGAUGGAGAUCGUCCUUGUGGUGUUCUUCGGUGUGGAAUAUUUCGUCCGCAUUUGGUCCGCAGGCUGCCGCAGUAAAUAUGUUGGCAUCUGGGGCCGACUACGCUUUGCCAGGAAGCCAAUAUCUAUUAUAGACCUGAUAGUGGUUGUCGCUUCAAUAGUUGUGUUGUCAGUGGGCUCGAAAGGCCAGGUUUUCGCCACCUCUGCUGUAAGAGGGAUUCGCUUCCUGCAGAUCCUGCGAAUGCUGCAUGUUGACAGGCAGGGAGGAACCUGGCGUCUCCUGGGCUCAGUUGUCUUCAUCCAUCGGCAGGAGCUGAUCACCACUCUGUACAUUGGGUUUCUGAGCCUGAUCUUCUCCUCGUACUUUGUCUACCUGGCAGAAAAGGAUGCAGCUGAUAGCACAGGUUCCACUGGUUUUGGAAACUAUGCAGAUGCUUUGUGGUGGGGAGUGGUGACUGUGACUACUAUUGGCUACGGAGACAAAGUACCUCAAACCUGGAUUGGAAAGACCAUUGCUUCCUGUUUCUCUGUGUUUGCCAUAUCAUUUUUUGCUCUGCCUGCAGGAAUUUUAGGUUCUGGCUUUGCCCUGAAGGUGCAGCAAAAGCAAAGACAGAAACACUUCAACAGACAGAUUCCUGCAGCUGCCUGCCUCAUUCAGACCUCUUGGAGAUGUUUUGCAGUGGAUAACUUUGAUUCUGCUACAUUCAAGCUGUUUUUGAGAAAGAAAUCCAACAUUCCUGCCUCCUUUCUUUCCAGCCCCAAGCAGAAAAAAAUGGUGAAGAUGAGGAGGAAGCUGAAGAGUACUGACAAGGACAAUGGUCCAGCUUCUCCCACUGUCCCCAGCAUCACCUGUGAUUCUGUGUUUGACAGCGGAAGGGAGCUAAGUUCAGAUGUUUACAGCACUGUUGGCACAGGAAGCCAGCCACUUGGAGGAUGUGACCGCCAGCAGUCAUGGACAUCUUUGUCAUCUCUGCAGUUCAGCUCAUCACCCCCAGUAAAAAGAGGUCCCAGCCUUAAGGAUACCCAGUCCACCAUUCCACUCCCAAGAAACUGCAGCUUUGCUGACGAUCUAGAGCUGGAGUUUGAGCGAGAAAGUGAUUUGGCUCCAGCUAGCACAGUAUCACAAUUGACGGAAUCGCACCGAAAAGCCAUUCGUGUCAUACAGAAAAUGCGUUAUUUUGUGGCUAAGAGAAAUUUUCAGCAAGCCCGUAAGCCGUAUGAUGUGCGAGAUGUGAUUGAACAGUACUCUCAGGGUCACCUCAACCUCAUGGUGCGGAUCAAGGAGCUUCAGAGAAGACUAGAUCAGUCUUUGGGGAAAAUGACUUUGUUCCAGACGGGUUCAGACCGCACCAGAGAUAAAGGAAACAACUCAAUUGGAUCAAGGCUCAACAGGAUGGAGGACAAGAUAACACACAUGGAUCAAACGCUGAAACACAUCGCAGAGUCCCUCUCCUUCCUGCUGGACCAGAGGGAAGUCGGUGGUGGUGAAGUCAGAGGCCGGCUGAAACCUCGGCUCAGGCGAACCUGUAAUGUCCUCCACAGCCAGGACAGCCUGCCAACUAAUGACCAGCUGUCUUCUUCCCCUUCAUCCUUCUCCUCCAACAACACCAACACUGUGCUGUGCCCCAACCUUCCACUCAGCUCCACUGCCAGUCAGGAUGAGAGCUGCUGAAACUUGAAACCAGACAUCCUGAAUGCGCUUCACAAUGUUUGCUCAUCUGUUUAUGAUGGUUAAAGACCCACUGGACAUAUUCUCCUGUCUUUGAUGAGCAUAUGUAGCUACAGCUGUUUGCUGAAAUGCUGACUUGAUGUUAUUUUGGUAAAACUCUUACCAGGACACGUGGCAUGUGUAAAUAUGAAAAUGUAUGAAGGGAGUGUAAGAAACCAAUGCCUUUCAAAUCAUGUCUUUUGGGCAACUUCUAUAUAAGCUCUAACUUUGAUCUAUUUAAAAGUUUUAAGAUUUAAAACGACAUCUAAAUUCUAGCUGUUUCUUUUGUUUCUAAAUUUCUAGAGAAAAAAAGAAAGCUUCAAUAUUUAAUACUGAAUAUUAUCUGUAUAAUUUUUAUUUUAUUCUUGGAGUUUUCAAAUACCAUAAAUGUAAAUGACAUAAAGGUUUUAAAAUGUUUGCAUAGUCAUUAUUUACUAUUUAUUUCUGUGCCAGAAAAAAAAAACUGCAAACAGUUUUGCAGUCAGCAAAGAAUUGUUCAGUUAUAUUUAGAAAUCUACAUUUUGUGAGAAAUUUGAGGGCAUCUUGCAUGCAUUGCACACUUAAGGUGGACUUAAGUUGUCGCUUAGAUCAGGGGACAGUGAGGAUCAAGAUACAGCCAUGCAUUUGCUCCUUGGUGGAACUCUGAUAACAAUAUAACAAAUCAUAAAAUACUAUCAAUCCAACUUAACAGGUGAACUUUUUAAAUGUUGAUAUUACCUCUUGUCUUAUUUGCUGCUAAAUGUGAUGCUGAGGUUUGUUAUAUUACUACAAUAAAAACUGUCACAGUAAUGAAAAAACUAUCCAGAAGGCUAAUACAUCUCCAUGUAGGUAUUUUAUGAUAAACAGAAGCUUUAUAGCAGCCUGGCUCCUUAAAAAGAGUCUGUAGCUGUGUAUUACUGAGGGAAAGUUUUGUAGCAUUACCUACUCUCUCCCAAAGUUUGGCCAUGACAAGAGCUAACAUUCUGGGUAUUCCCAAACCUGUUUUUAUUUCCUUUUUUCUCUGAAUAAUUUUGCAGUUCCCAAGCUCAGACAAUGUUUCCUUUUUAUGUAUCAGCUUUUGGAAGGACAUUCACUGGAGUUGCCAGUGUUUUUUUUGUUUGUUUGUUUUUGUUUUUUCUUUUUUCUCAAAUGUCCUUAUCUUAAUAAUUGAAAACAUACUGAAGCAGAAGGGCCACAUAAUUUUUUUUAAACACUUUCUUUAUAAAACUUUUUAAGUUCAUUUAUAUUGAAGGACAUUAAUACAAUGUGUAGCUGAACAUUAACAGAAAAAAAUAACUAAUAGCAAAACAGAAAAUAAUGAAUUGAUGUAAAGCAGGAGUAAAUUUAUUUUCGGUGACACCUGCUCAAAUGUCCAGCUGAUCAUCUUAUCUGUAAGAUGCAGUAAGGUGGUUGAAUAAAGGGAGCAUCAUUGGGCACUCAUAUAAUCUAAUACUGGAUUUUGUAGCCCAGGGAAACUCCAGAACGGUAAAGGAUAACUUGUAUCUCAGUCUUUCCACAUGCAGAAUGCUAAUAAGUUCAUCCAGCCAGGUCUUGGAGGCUAAAUGGAACUUCCAGAGUUUUAGAAUAAACCUCUUAACAAUCCUUAACAAUAGAGUUAUAGCUUUGCGUAUAUUGCAAGUUUUUCAAAGUGCUUAGUAGCGACAGAGUAGACUGAUAAAGACAGAUGAAAACCACUGGAAGAUGAACCAACAAAAUCUAUGUAAUUCUGGGCAAAACCAAAAAAGAUGCGCAUGAGGACCUUCACCCGCCUUACAUCUAUUAUGUAGAGAACAUGAUUAGUACAUUUCUUUCUUAAUCUAAUUAUAGAGUAAUUUAAUUCAUGUACCGAGUCCACCGAAGACAGCAUUAAUUGAACAAGACUUGAUGUUCGUUAAUAUUUCAUCCCAUGUUUCAUCCUCAAUCUCAAUAUCAAGCUCACCUUCCCAGGCUUGUUUUAUUUUUUUAUCUUAAGUACUUAAGAAACAAACCAGCACUGAGAUCAAAUGUUUUGCUUCAGGGGGACCCAGGAGAGAUUUUAACCAUACAUUAUUCUCAGAUGGUAAUUCAUGCGAUUUUGUAGUCUGUUGGACGUAGAGUCUCAGUUUUACAUAUUUAAAAUAAUUGAGAUUUUGAUGAGAGAAGGAGAACAGAAAGAGGAGUCUUGUGGGAUAGGCUUUUUUUAAUAGUGAGAAUGAACCACUCCACAUUCUUAAAGCCACAUUGCCAGUACAUCAUAUUUCUGACAUUGGUGGCAGAAACAGUGAGUUCAGUUCGUUAGAUAUUGAUACAGGUUUCUUCCAGUUAGUGGUAUAACUAGAGACCUUCCCAAAGGAAUUAACAAGCAAAUGUGGUUUUGACUGUUCAGGGUCUAAUCCAAACAGGGCAACAUUUUCUGCAUAUAAAGAAAUGCUGUGAUCAUAUAGCUAAAUAUAUAAAUAUAUACAUAUUUAGCUAUUUGGCUGGAUUUUUAGUGAUUAUCUUAAAAUCUAUGUCGAACAUGGAAAUUGGACGGUAUAAUGAAGGCUCUGUUUCAUCUCUCUCUGGUUUCAGAAUUAGUUAUUUGAUUUGCAAAUUUGUAUUAAAAUUCAAUGCCAAUUCGUUCUUGUUCUGGGUUUUUCUACUUUGCAUUGACCUGAAAGAGUUCAGUAUUUCUGCCAGACAUAUUUCCGCGUAAAGGACUUCACGAGAGGCUUCAUCCAGCCUCAGUAUGUUUACAUUUUUUAGCCAGUAAUCCACAUCACCUAUGUGAUUAGAUCUGUAAAGCUCUUUUGUACAUAGCUCUGCUGGCUUGUUACGCCAUAAGCUGCAAAGCUAAAAGUGUAUGAGGUUUGUUCAAAAUUCUGCCUCCUAAAGUGCCAGACUUGGUCACAGACCUGUUGUGAUAAAAUCAUGUUAUAUUUAAGUUUGAGAAUAUUUUUGCAAUGUUUGAGAGUUGCCUAAACUAAUCCUAUUCGAUUUUUCCAAAGCUGACUCGUAUGCAAUAAUUUGGCCUCUUAUAAUCACUUUGAGCGGUUCCCACA
This is a messenger RNA of Gambusia affinis (western mosquitofish), 5413 nucleotides long. It is a transcript of the gene kcnq1.1, whose product is annotated as potassium voltage-gated channel, KQT-like subfamily, member 1.1. The record is from RefSeq and is a predicted model, not a curated record. Gene Ontology annotation, molecular function: voltage-gated potassium channel activity. The coding region runs from base 267 to 2378 and encodes 703 amino acids. The transcript is spliced from 18 exons. Gene Ontology annotation, biological process: transmembrane transport; potassium ion transport. Gene Ontology annotation, cellular component: voltage-gated potassium channel complex; membrane. NCBI's taxonomy places the organism in Eukaryota, Metazoa, Chordata, Actinopteri, Cyprinodontiformes, Poeciliidae.